UGCUCCGUGCGCUCCGGGGCGGAGCGAGGUUGGCCGGCUGCAGCCAGAGCUGGUCCCGGGCGGCCCCCCGCUGGAUGUCGGGGCUCAGGGCGUUGCUGGGACUCGGCCUGCUGGUCUCGUCGGGCUCCCGGCUGGUGGCGGCGGCGGGCGGGGGGCGCUGCCCGGUCCCGCGGUGGCCUCCUGCGGCGGCGGGGGCCUGGGGCAGGGGCGCAGGCCGGGGGCGCAGCAGCAGCGCCAUGCAGAACCCGGGGCGCAGCGGGCUCAAGUACCUCAGCCAGGAGGAAGCCCAAGCCAUCGAUCAAGAGCUCUUCACGGAGUACAAGUUCAGCGUCGACCAACUCAUGGAGCUGGCGGGGCUGAGCUGUGCAACGGCCAUUGCCAAGGCCUACCCGCCCAGCUCCUUCACCCAAAGCCCGCCCACGGUGCUGAUCGUCUGUGGCCCGGGGAAUAACGGAGGGGACGGCUUGGUCUGUGCCAGGCACCUGAAAAUGUUUGGCUACGAGCCGACUGUGUAUUACCCCAAGCGGCCUGGUAAAGCUCUGUUUGAAGGGUUGACGACUCAGUGCCAGAAGAUGGACAUUCCCUUACUCUCGGAGUUCCCAUCGGAGGCCAUGCUGAUUGAUGAGCUGUAUGGCUUGGUGGUGGAUGCUAUUUUCGGGUUCAGUUUCAAGGGAGCUGUGCGGGAACCUUUCGGCAGCAUCCUCAGGACCUUGGAGCAAGUCACCGUACCCAUCGCCAGCAUCGACAUCCCCUCCGGCUGGGACGUGGAGAAAGGCAACCCGGACAGCAUCCAGCCCGACAUGCUCAUUUCUCUCACCGCCCCCAAGAAGGCCGCGCAGCAUUUUGCUGGCCGCUAUCACUUCCUGGGGGGCAGGUUUGUGCCAAUGGCUCUGCAGCAAAAAUACUCGCUUAAUCUGCCGCCGUACCCCGAGACUGACUGCGUCCUGCAGUUACCCUAGCAGGGGCCAGGCAGGAUUGGCGUUAUCCAAAACCUGAAUGAGAGGCGGGGAUUUGAUUGUGAAGCAGAGACGAGUCCUGCCCAGUAUUUGACUGAAUCAAGUAGGUGCGGGGGGGGGCAUUGCUGGUUAGUAGGGGAGGGGCCUAGCUGUGCGGAAGGCCCCUCCCCUACUAAAGCAGGGCCUGGUUCUGCAAAGUGCCUUUGACAUGCACUGAUCUCACAGGUUGGGGGCGCUCAGCACCUUGUUUGGUGCUAGGAAGUCCCUGGCAUAGCUCUGCCUGGCGCAUGUGAAGUCAGCUGUGGUCGGCCCAUGGGCACUGGGGAUUGUGCUUGGUCUGACCCAGUGCCCUUUGCAGUCAGUGGGAGGCUUUCCACGGGCUUUGGAUCAGAACCGAAGGGUUAAAGUUCAUUAAAGGGGGGGUUGUAUUUGUUGGGAGUUACACAGGGGUCUAGAAGCGGAGCUACACACGGAAGGGCCUGCGUUCCACGGGCUUUACAGCUGUAGCCGCUUCUGAUGUGUGUAAAAAAUCCACCUUGUUUUUUCUCUGCAAUAAAAAUUUAUUGACACUAAAAA
Messenger RNA from Caretta caretta (loggerhead turtle), 1532 nucleotides. It is a transcript of the gene NAXE, whose product is annotated as NAD(P)HX epimerase. Gene Ontology annotation, molecular function: NAD(P)HX epimerase activity. Gene Ontology annotation, cellular component: mitochondrion. The record is from RefSeq and is a predicted model, not a curated record. NCBI's taxonomy places the organism in Eukaryota, Metazoa, Chordata, Testudines, Cheloniidae.